UUGUAUUUGAUGAAAAGCAAACGCAAAUAUCUUUUAUUUCAUUUAUUCGAUUAUUUACAACACACGCACCAUCAGCAGUCGGUCUAUAAAGGUUUAGUGUACUUAUGUAUUACAUCGUUCCAACUUCCAAGUAUAAUAUAACCUAAUCUAAAUACUUUACUUGCCAUAUAAAUACAGAACAGUGAUAUUCAUCUUUAACUCGUAAUUGUAGGAGUUUUUAUUUUCAUUAUACUUAAAACCAAUAGAGUGCAAUAAUUAAAAAUGCUGUAAACAUUACUUUUUUCAUUAACAUUUAAAAUGAAGUGCCAUAUUAUCUGCUUACUAUUUAUCAUUCUUUUAAUAUUUAUAAAAGAUUCAUAUACUAGCACAAUUUUUAAAAAACCGACGGCUUUAAUCGGAAUCUUAGCAAGAAACAAGGCUCAUGUGUUACCUUACAGUUUGAGUCUUUUAGAAAAUCUCAAUUAUCCUAAAAAUCGAUUAGCGUUAUGGAUUCAUAGUGAUAAUAACAUUGAUAACACUAUUGAAGUAUUAGAAACAUGGCUAAAUGAACAAAGCAACAAUUAUUUCUCUGUUAAUGUCACUUUGGAUAGAAAGAAUUAUGGGCAUGAAGAUGAGAAAAGCUUUGCUGAGUGGAGUCCAAAAAGAUUUGAACACAUAAUCAAACUAAGGGAAAAUAUACUCAACUAUGCAAGAAGAAUUUGGGCAGAUUAUGUAUUUAUGCUGGAUGUAGAUGUUUUCUUGACUAAUGUUGAAACAUUGGACUUAUUAAUUUCAAAAAAUAAAACUAUUGUUGCACCAUUGUUAAAAUCAGAUGGCCUAUACAGUAAUUUUUGGGCAGGAAUGUCAUCAGAUUUUUAUUACAAAAGAACUGAUGAUUAUGAACCAAUUUUAACAAGAGAAAAAAUUGGGUGUUUCUCUGUACCCAUGGUCCACAGUGCAGUAUUAAUAGAUCUUAAAAGAACUGUCAGUGACUCUUUGACAUAUGAUUCUGAAAAUUUAUCUUUGUACAAUGGACCAAGAGAUGACAUUAUCACAUUUGCACUUGGAGCAAAUAUCUCUGGAGUAAAAAUGCAUAUUUGCAAUGACGAACCAUAUGGUUUUAUUAUGGUACCUUUGGAUAAUCAAGAUACUAUUGAUCACGACUACCAGCAACUUUUGAACAUAAAACUUGAAAUGUUAGCUACUGAAGAUCAAGAAUCAAUAGUAAUAUCUAAUGUUUUAAAGAGAUUUAUUCAAUAUCCUAAAAAAGAUAAAUUAGGAUUUAGCAAUGUAUAUAUGAUCAACUUGGUAAGACGUCCUGAACGUCGUAGGAGAAUGUUAACAUGCUUCAAUGAACUCGGUAUAAGUGUCGAAAUUGUUGAUGCUGUCGAUGGAAGAACUUUAAAUGAAAGUUUAUUAAAUGCAUGGAAUAUAAAAAUGAUGCCAAGCUAUGAGGAUCCAUAUCAUAAAAGGCCAAUGACAAUGGGAGAAGUAGGAUGCUUUUUGAGUCAUUACAUCGUUUGGAACAGAAUUGUUGAAGAUGAGCAUAGCAAUGCAUUAGUCUUGGAAGAUGACGUUAGAUUUGAACCAUAUUUUAGGCAAAAAGUUCAAUAUAUUUUGCAAGAACUUGAGAAAUUUCAAAGUGAUUAUGACUUGGUAUACGUCGGUAGAAAACGAAUGCAAAAGGAUUCAGAAACUAGGGUGGAAGGUUCCAAAUAUUUAGUUUAUGCAGGCUAUAGCUAUUGGACAGUAGGUUACUUAUUGUCUGCAAAAGGUGCUAAGAAAUUAAUCGAUGCGAAACCAUUAGAAAAUUUAGUGCCCGUUGAUGAGUAUCUGCCCAUAAUGUAUAAUCAGCACCCAAGGGACGAUUGGAAAGGAUACUAUGAAAAUAGAAAUUUGAUAGCCCUAUCAGCCGAACCGCUCAUUAUAUUUCCGACUCACUAUACAGGCGAUAGUGGAUAUAUAAGUGACACGGAAAAUUCGGUUUUAAUAUCAACAGAUACGUCUGACUCAGUGCAUGAAAAAGAAGAGCUAUGAAUAUUAAAAUUAACGCAAUCAUGUAAUACCAUUGAAAUACCGACAGACUAUAAGCAAUUUUUUCCAUGAUAUUUUUGAUAAAGCUUUGAAUGUUAACCGAUCAAUUAUGCGAUAAUUUUUUAUCUCUAUGUAGAUUUUUAAAAUUGUGCCAUUGUUAAAAAGCCAAAGAAUGUGUGAAACGCUAUCAUCUAGUCUGUCAUGAGCUAAAAAGUCAGCUGAUUUUUCACGUAAAAUGUAUAUUUAUCAGUUUGUGUGAUUGCAAUGUGUUUUUAUAAAUUUGUACGAUACUAUGAUGAAAUAUAAAAAAUAAGUUUAACAAUAACUAUAAUGAAUACUUUCCAUAAACCCUCAUGUAAAUUGUAAAGAACUAUCAUAAAGAAUGCAUCGUGGCCGAAACCACGCUUUUUGGCUCGACCAUGGUAUUCAAAAAUUAUUUUGUCCUUUUGUAUUUAGUUUUUAUACGUGUAAGUAGUAAUAAUCAUGUUUACUGAUAUUUUACUGAUAAAUGAUGACUUCUCAGUAAGUCAAAGAAUCAGAUUUCAAUUAGCAUUGGUAAGAUUCUAGUCAAAUUAUCAUAUACUUAUUUUUAUAUACGUGUGCACAAACUUGUAAUUAAUCGUUAAAUAAAUAAGUGUAUCAUACAUUUCAUUAAUAAUUUUAGGGGAUUUUGUUCUAGUCGGUCAAAUCAAGUAUUGGCGCGCAUCCACUUACGUACACAUGCAAACGGGGCAAUGCGUAUAUAAAAAGAACGUAGGUGAGAAUGUUACCGUGUGUAGGUAGAUGUGACGCGACUCUGGCUCUGUCCAUAUGUAUAUAUAUUGCACGGGCGUAAA
Phymastichus coffea is the source of this 2849-nucleotide messenger RNA. RefSeq names its product glycosyltransferase 25 family member. The record is from RefSeq and is a predicted model, not a curated record. The coding region runs from base 298 to 2016 and encodes 572 amino acids. The transcript is spliced from 10 exons. Gene Ontology annotation, molecular function: procollagen galactosyltransferase activity. NCBI's taxonomy places the organism in Eukaryota, Metazoa, Arthropoda, Insecta, Hymenoptera, Eulophidae.